AUGGAUGACUUAAGGAAAUUUGCUGGAAAAUUGUACUUCGCAGACAAUAAAAAUUCGAUUCCCUUGGAAUGUAAAGAACCUAAUAUUUGCUCGAUUUGUGGACGUGAAAUUUCUUCUAAUCUUUCGGAACCAGUAAUUAUACUCGAUUGCAGGCACUUGUUUCACUGGACAUGUAUUAUAAAUUAUAAUCGUUGUCCCUGCAAAUAUGAAGGCUUUCAUGAAAUACCUAAAAGUCGGUAUAUAGAAAUAUCGCCUCCACCUUUUCUUAAAAAAAUAUUAAACCAUGAUCAACAAACGCAAGCCAAUGUUCAACAAACGCAAGCCAUUGUUCAACAAUCGCAAGCUAAUGUUCAACAAACGCAAGCCAAUAAUCCACAAAUGCAAGCAAAUUAUCAAGCAAAUUAUCAACAAACGCAAGCACAAACGCAAGAAGCAAAUGAUCAAGAAGCAAAUGAUCAACAAACGCAAGAAGCAAAUGAUCAAACACAAGCAAAUGAUCAAGCAAAUGAUCAACAAACGCAAGCAAAUGAUCAAGCACAAGUUAAUGAACCGGCUAAUGAUCAAGUACAAGUUAACGAACAGGCUAAUGAUCAAACCCGUGAACAGGAAAAUGAGUCAGCAGAAACAUUAAAAGCUCCAACAGUAUCGUCAAAAAAGCCACGCAAGCCAAAGAUACCAAAAAAGUUAGAGCGAGUGGUCGAGGUUUUAACUACUGCCAUGCCUCGUAAAAUAACCGUCCCUGUCAUUAUAGAUGAUACAACCUCCAAAUCGGCAGGAGAAAUAUUAGUUGAUCUAUAUAAUCUUGCCGAAAAAGCAGAAAAGAAUACUGAAAAUUGUAAUGUGAUGGAAAUACGAAGGUGGUAUAAUUAUGGUGAAAAAUUUGAGAAUCGAGUGAAAGAAUUAACAAAUGAAGGCAUGGAAGACAGGUCGGCUCGUACAUAUAUCUACAAGGAUAUGCUACGCCACCUUUCAGAAUCAGGCUUAACAAUAGGUAAUCUUCGGCAGAAGACAUACAAGGCGCGAAACUUAUAUUAUUUAUUUAGUAAAGUUGGCACUGAAAAAAUUAAUCAGGCCAGAAUUUUUUCGGCUAAUCAACUUUCAGAAUUUAAGCGAGAUGAUAUUGAUGAAAUUAUUAGACAAGUAAAGCCUAAUAUAGUACAAUUAUCUAUUUCUAACGAAAAAUUGGCUAAAAAGGAUAUACGCAUUGUCACGAAGUUGAAAGCAUUGUAUAUAGUCUAUGAUCUUGCUCUUGCUGCGCUAUAUCGAGCUGAACUAGUCUGA
Messenger RNA from Dentiscutata heterogama, 1281 nucleotides. The record is from the annotation of a GenBank genome assembly. Lineage: Eukaryota; Fungi; Glomeromycota; Glomeromycetes; Diversisporales; Gigasporaceae.